GAGGAGAAGAGCACCGAUCCUAUAGAGGAGGCCAAGCAGCAUGCUGAUCAGGGACCGAUGAGCGGCCGGUCCUGGAUGGCACCUCUCCCCUGUCCUUGCCAUCAGCAGAUCGCUGUGUGUGCUGACAUCGGGGAUGGAAGGAUGGCACUGCAGGGCUGAGAUCGGAGCCAUGGUGCACCUGUACCUGCUGCUAUAGAGGAGCCCAUCCAUCCAUCCAUCCCUCCCUGUGUCUGUCCAUAUCCCCCUCCCGGAUCCGGAGUGACAGUGGCUGCGCGGACCUCUCCGCUCCCUCCCAUCCAUCGCCUUGGCGUUGCUUGCUGGAUGUGUAUGCAUGACUUCUGCACCGAAUGGGCGCAACAAUCGCCCCAGGUCCCAGGGAUCCAUCUUCCAGAUCGGCGGCAAAUCUCUCCCCAGGGACCUUGAUCGCAGGGGGAGCUCGGAGAGCACCCUCAAAUCCCAGAGAGCCCUGGACCACUGCAAGAUGCUUGUCCAGGAUUUCAACACCCAGGUGGCUUUGUACCGUGAAUUAGUCAUUUCCAUCGGGGAUGUGUCAGUAAGCUGUCCCUCCCUACGGGCCGAAAUGCAGAAAACUCGAACCAAAGGUUGUGAGAUGGCUCUGCAAGCGCACCAAAAACUCUCAGCAAUCUCCGGAGCAGAAGAUGGGGAGAUCCACCCAGAGAUCUGCAGACUUUAUAUCCAGCUUCAGUGCUGCCUAGAAAUGUAUACAACUGAAAUGCUGAAAUCUAUGUGUCUUCUGGGCUCCCUCCAGUACCAGCGGAAAGGAAAAGAGCAGUGUGUUGGUCCAAAGAUAAUAGACUACAAAAUGGAUGAGAGUUCUGAAGUUCCAAUCUUAGAAGACACAUCAUCAUCCCCAGUAGAUGUCCAGCAGUGUUGGCAGAUUUCCACAGACAUUGACAACACAGAGAGAGACAUGAGGGAAAUGAAAAACCUCUUAAGCAAACUCAGGGAGACCAUGCCUUUGCCAUUAAAAAACCAAGACGACAGUAGCCUCCUCAACUUAACACCAUACCCACUUGUCAGAAGAAGAAAGCGAAAAUUCUUUGGAUUGUGUUGCCUCAUCACCAGUUAAAAAAUAAUAAAGAAAAGCCAUUAUUUCCACAGAUACGUUAUAAUUUGACCUUUGCUGUCAUAUAUCGUAUUGAGGUUGGUUGACCCAUUAUGUAUUCAGUGUUGCCUAAACUGCCUUUUUCAGAACUUUUGUUAUGGUCCUGGAAGCAAAUGACAUUGUUUGACCUAUGAACUGGUCCAAAAACUGUCAGUGACUGGAUGGAACAUUUCCAAACAGACUUUAUGAACACUUAAAGUUCUCAAGCAUAAAAUAUGCAAACUGCUUUGAUGUCCUAGUAUUGUGCUAUAGGGAAAGCAUCCCAUCAGCAUCGCAAUGAAGAUUCCGUAUGGAGAUGGUGACAGCAAUUGUUAUUGAUGUUAUCAAAGGCCAAUAACUGUACCUUGGUUUGUAUUUUAUUUUUUUGUCUUAAUCAUAAUUAGUCUUCCACAAUGCACCAGGAUUAAGUCCAAGACUUCAGCCAAGUUUCUAACCUGUUAUAUCGAGGAUGAAAACUAGGUAUCUGACUUGUAAAUAUUACUGUAAGCUUGAUGAUGAUCAUCAGUAUUUUCCUUCCAUUUGAAUGGUGUGAUUUUCACAAUUUUGAAAAUGUUACACAUAUAUAUGAAGGUAGUGUAUUCAGUCCCCUCCUUCCUUCCUCCAAUAUAUCCCCAUAUCCUAGUAAGAACAACUUAUCAUAUAUUGUUACAAUAGAACGUUAAAGCAUGGUGUCUGCACAUAGUGUUAUAACUGAUAGGGCAUGCCAAACUUAGCUCUGAUUGUAAAAUAUCCUACAUUUUACAUUGUUAAUAAAACAUUUUUUAGUUAAA
Molecule: messenger RNA, 1896 nt
Organism: Rana temporaria (common frog)
Lineage: Eukaryota; Metazoa; Chordata; Amphibia; Anura; Ranidae
Gene: RGS7BP
Product: regulator of G protein signaling 7 binding protein
Exons: 6
Coding region: 332-1090 (252 amino acids)
Biological process (GO): G protein-coupled receptor signaling pathway
Cellular component (GO): nucleus; postsynapse; neuron projection
Source: RefSeq, a predicted model, not a curated record